GUCCAACGGGUGUCGUUGAGCGAGUGAGGGUAGAUACAUACCACACCGCUAUUUUGAGCCGCACCAACAGGACUGAAGUUGAAUAUCUUCUGGAGAUCUCCAAGUGAAGCGCAUUCUGAGGACCGACCCAAGAAAAGAUAGGCGUUCAGCAAAAGACCGCAUAUUUCUUUAGACCACUCCUUCAACUACCACAUCUCUCUCUGAGGCGUCAUUGCAUUUUUCCCAGGAUUCCACACUCCAAAUUCUGAGAUAUUGGACUCGGUGUGGUGUAAAUAUGUGCCUUCCCGUCGCUUGGUUACAACCAGUGUAGCAAGCAAGGAAGGGGCGCCGCAGUAGGCGGGACUCCGUCUUCUGGCUCACAUAAACGAAACCUGUGACGUCUCAAGAGGGAUACCGUAACAGAAGCUGCACGAACACUACAGCGUAGCACUUGGAAUGUGUGGUUUAUAAAAGUGUAGAAGUCCGGAUAUUCCUUCGUCAAGGGCAGUUUGCCUACAUUCACACUUCAGAUCAGUGUCCCAGUAUCCAAAACCAGAACAGCAGUUCAAGACCACCUUACCAAAGACACCGUACUUCAACAUGACUUUGAUAAAAAGCGAAGAGCAAACCACAUCGUCAACCGGCCCAACAAUCACCCCUCUUUCAUCCUACCCAGCCAUGCUCCGUCUUGACGAGGACGAGGAGGAUGCUUCGUACGGGCUUUCCUCUGAGAAAGGCCCCUCUGGCAGCUACGUUGCUGCGUAUCCGGAAUCUGACAACAGAUUGGCGACGGGCAAGACCAACCAAGAGAAUCUCAGCCAUGUUGGCGCUCGCUUCAUGUCGAUAACGGGAACAAGGCGGGAUGAUGCCGCUAGUCGGACAGAACUGGACAAGGAGACGAAGAAAAUCAAGGACACGUGCUUGGUUUCAGUUCGAGAUGAACUAGGCCGAAGUUUGACUUGUGAUAGCACUUUCUGGUGCGAGCGGUGCGCCAUCAAGGUCAACAGUAAUCUAGGGUCGUCUACUCCUCGUGCAAUUCCCGAGACCAAGGUGCUCGAGAUUCUUUUAUGA
Molecule: messenger RNA, 1050 nt
Organism: Podospora bellae-mahoneyi
Lineage: Eukaryota; Fungi; Ascomycota; Sordariomycetes; Sordariales; Podosporaceae
Exons: 2
Coding region: 580-1050 (156 amino acids)
Source: RefSeq, a predicted model, not a curated record